GUGGCCAGUACGAGAGCGAAAGAUGCCCAAAGAAAACGGAAAGGACAAUGAUAUUAGGUAGCAAACUAUUUCAAGUGGUAUUUAGCUAGUCCGGUUCAUUUGAUUGUUUUUGUGGAUAUGAAAACGUCCAGACAAAGGGAAACAGAGAACGUGAAGCUCCGUUUUGCUUAAUCAACCCCUCUUACYGAAAGCCGAUAUAUGAUAUGGAAGAAGGGGUACAUUGAGGGAGAUCACACAAGCAAUACCUGCAUUCUCCAGCUCGUGGUAUCUACUGGGUUGCAUCAUAAGUGGAUAAAAUGCCAUGACUUCCAUGCAAUGGAGGGUUUAAGCUUCUCUAUGGGUUCAUUGGGGAUUUCCAAGACCGUUCUGCCCAUUCAAGGCUUCGGUGCAGCGGUUCUAGGGCUGAUGCUGUUGGUGACAAUGAUCACAGCAGGUUCACCUGCAGCAGUAGACUGGCCUUCGUUGGAUCCCACCAUGUUGGAAGAGUUUCAGGAAGAAGUACCAAGCUGGACUGAAUCACCCUCAGCCUUAUUAGUUUCACACACUGAUGCCUCUGAGCACCUAGAUGACACUACAACUACAGCUCUCCUUUCACCUGGUCCCCUACCACUUGAAUCACCUUCUAGGUCUAGUGACCCCCUCCCCAUUGGUCGAGACCCUCUGUCCACUCCCCCUUUUAGCUUUUCGGAGCCUGCGAUUGGCCAGAAACACCCUGAAGGCCCAGCCCAACUCUCAAGGGACAUGAAGCUCKCUGGGCCUAUCUCAACCAUGGCAGCUACCUCUUCAACCCUUGUUACAGUACCACACCAGAAGCUUCUCGGACCACAGUCCAACAUAUCCACAACACCCUUGAACUUCUCUACAGCCACCAGUGGGACGACGUCUCCACAGUUUAUUGUCCCAAACUCUAAUGAAAGAGGUUCAGAUGAAUCUCCAUUAUUACCCCCCAGCAACCAGCAAGACCCAUCAAAACAGAGAACUCCUGCACUUAUGACCUCACUUCCUGUUGGACCUCUCAACCUGCCUAGACUGCCUAUUGACAAUCUGGUAGAUGUAGCAGCCCUAUCAGACCAAGCCAGCCAAGAGUCUAGACCUAAUCCAGAUGUGUCCCAGAGUUUAGGCGAUCUCUCGCUAGAUCCCAAACUGCCUCUUGAGCCCUCCAGUAUAUUAAUCGAUCUGGAUCACCUGCACCCCAACAGUGAGCUCAUGCAGAAGGAUGAUGCUGCCCAAGGUAUUUACAUGCUUCUGAAGCCAUCGCCUGAAAUGCAGCUGGCUCCCAGCUAUGUGCCUUUCCUGAGCCCACAGACCACAUCCUCCUCAGCCGAGCCCACCAUGGUCCCUACUGAGGACUUCUUCCCCACCAACACCAUGGAGGUGGACUGGGGCUCCGGAGACCACCCGGAGACCAUGUCCUAUAUGGGCUCGGAGGGCGACGACUUCUCCCUGGUCACCAACCUGCCCACAGACAUGUAUGACCUGGAGGACUCCAAUGCGGAACGCUACGACACCUCCUUCCCCUCCAGGGUCGGCGUGUCCUUCUCCUCGAUGCGUCAUGUGACGUCUUCACUUAGUCUCACUACAACUGAUCUCAGCUCUGGUGUUAGUGUGGCCCCGACAUCUGUUCCUCCCUCUAUCCAUCCAUCUCCCGGUCACUCAAUGCUAGCCUCAACACCAACACCUCAAGGUAGUCUACCAGAAGGUUCAGGCGUAGACUGGAUAGAUACCUUCACUGUUGAACCAACAGACCUUCUCCUACCAGACAUGAACAGCCUGGAGUACUACACCAUCCAGCUGACCAAGGAUGACUCCGAAGAACACAGAGGCACCAAUGUGACCACCACCUCCAGACAUUUCUCCCUGAUGUCCAUCAGCACCACCCACAUCAUGGCCACCAGCACGUUCACUGCGGACCCCCGCCACAUGCUCACAGCCUCCUAUGGAGUGGAGGUCCAGCCUUCUGACAACACUACUUGGAUAAAAGAGUCCUCUGAUAUAUCUGGCUCAGAGCCUCUCAAUACGACCACAGCAGACGCCACAGAGAUGACUUCUCUGAAUUUCUCAGUGCCGUUCCUGGAGCCUUCAGUAGCGCCAACCCCCUCCAUGGACCUCUCAUCCUCCCUGUGGGGUGUCACUGGUCAGGUGUCCUCCGGGGAAUGGAUUAGCCCUGUGGCCACCUCCAGUGUCGGACUGGACAGCAGCUCUGUAUUAGUGUCUGUGCAGCAUAGUGCUAUGGCCUCUGAGACAGACAUUCAGUGGUAUGUGUCCCCCACCGCCACAGAGACAGCCCUCCUCAGCACCUCUCUCGUCACUCCUGUGUUGACCACCUCUGUCGCCUUCACCCCAGUGCCUGGUCAGACAGAAUUACCCCCCGAUGUCACCUCAGACCCCAUAGAGCGAGCCACAAAUGCCACCACCUUUCCCCCGGUGUCAGUCAUGGCUGAYCAAGGUAUUGAUACGGAUAGUCCUGUCACAGCGGUGACAAACGUCAGCCAGAGUACACUUAGCACCGUAGACACCCCCUCCACAACUGAUCCUGCCACCACCACUACUACUACCACCACCAUCACCACUAAGGCCUCUACAACCACUGCUCUGGCCACCACCACUACCACCACCCCCUUAAACAUAACAACCACAAAAAGCCCACCUACAACCAUUGGCCGCCAGUACCUCUGUAAUGUCACCAAGCCUGUGUACUUUGUUAAAGUCGGUUUCCCCCCUGGGGCCACUGUUGGAUAUGCCAAAUCCCAAAUCCGAGACGUCCUGAAGACUGAAUUCAAUAAGUCAAUUGAACUGCAGGUUGCUAAGAGCCCUCCAGACUUUGUGUUCCGGGCAGUGUCAGGUCCCGUGGUGUUCACAGCCAUAUCUGUCAUCAACGCCCUGCGCCAGUCAGGCCGACGCUUCCAGCCCAUCUCACACUACUGGAAGGUACCAGACCACCAGUACCAAGUCCACUCAGUGCUGCAGUUUGUGCCCAGCCACGUCGACGUGCGAGUCUGCAACUUCAGCGAGCGCAUUGAGAAAGGCCUUACCAUGGCGUACGCCGAAGUGCGCCGACGCGCACAGGAGUCCACCAACUUCACUGUACACAUUGUGAACAUCACCAUGAAUAAGCCCAGGAGUCAGCAGAGGGAGCCAGUGGACGUGACCUUCGCCGUGCGCGAUGCCGUCGGCUACCUGAAGGGGUCAGAGGUCAGCAACCACCUGAGGCUGCUCAACAUGGUGGAGUUCAGCUACUACCUGGGCUUUCCCGUGCUGCAGAUCGCCGAGCCUUUUCACUACCCAGAGUUGAACACCACCCAGUUGCUUCGCUCGUCUUGGGUUAGAACAGUGAUGCUAGGUGUCCUGGACCAGGGGGUGGACGGGCGGACCUUCCAGGCCAAGAUGGAGCGUCGUGUGGCCCUGCUGCUGGGAGAGGUUCUGAAGGCGGCCAGGCGUACCAAGAGGGCCACCAGCGUGGCCAACCACAGUGUUCAGAUUGUGAGUACGACCAGGCUGGUGGGAGCGGACCACCCUCUGGAUAUGGUGUACUUUGUGGACCAGCUAGGACAGCGGUUGCCUGCCAUCACCACAGCCAACAUGCUGAACAGACUGGAUGUGCAAAGGGCAGCCAUUGUGCUGGGCUACAGAGUACAGGGCAUCCUGGCUACACCUGUGGAGAAGGUGGCAGGGUACCCUCCCCCAGACACGGAGAACACCAGCAUGUGGAUCAUCAUAGGCGUGGUGGUGCCGCUAGGCGUGGUCAUCGUCAUCAUCUCCAUCCUCUACUGGAAGUUGUGUCGCACCGACAAGUUGGAGUUCCAGCCCGACGCCAUGACCACUGUCCAGCAAAGACAGAAGCUCCAGGCUCCCAGUGUGAAGGGCUUUGACUUUGCCAAGCUGCACCUGGGCCAGCACAGUAAGGAUGACAUCAUGGUUAUCCAGGAGGCUGGCGCUCCCGGCCCUCCCUUGCCCAACCCCAGCGCCAAGGAAGCCGCAUCGGAGAACGGUGAGGUCCCCACCCCUAAGUCAAAGGGGACCUCCGUCUCCUCCACCAAGGCGUCCCGCAGCACACGCAGACGAGGAAGGGACAGGAUCUCUCCCUCGGACAGGGACUCCAUGGUGAGCGCUGGGUCCGGUGAUCGUGAGAAGGAGUUAGYCGAGGAGAACCUGAGAGCCUUCGCCAUGCCCAACGACAGCAAGCAGGCCCGCAAGAUCCCAAUCAAUGUUUUAAAUGGUCCUCCUCCCAUGAACGGCCAUGACGAGCAUCUCUCCUCUGCCUCAAUCUUUGAGCAUGUGGACCGCAUGUCGCGCUCAGCCGACGGCACCCGUCGCCUGUCCAAUAAGAUUCAGCUGAUCGCCAUGCAGCCCAUGGCUGUCCCGCAGCCCAUGGCUGUCCCGCCCCAGCACCACAGCCCCACUGUCAACGGUAUUAACGGCAGAGGGCCAGAGACACACAGCAGCUUUAACAAGGAGAUCCAGGUGGCGUUGAGGCAUAAGUCUGAGAUCGAGCACCACCGUAACAAGAUCCGUCUGCGGGCCAAGAGGAAGGGUCACUAUGACUUCCCUGCCAUGGACGACAUGGUAGACAAUGGUCUGACCACUGACCCCAAGGACCAGGACCACAUCUACCACAAGGCCCAGAUGCAGAUCRACAAGAUCCUGGACCCUGACAUCCACAUGCCCUCACUGUUCAUGGAGCCUAAAAAGAGUGGCAGGGGGAGGCGUUCUCCCAAGCAGAAGAAGAAGCACCAGCUGAACGGCAGCCUGACUGACGCAGACAAGGACCGCCUCAUCUCCAACGACAGUGAUGGCACCUACAGGAAAUACCCUGGGGUCAACAACGUGGCCUAUGUGUCGGACCCUGACCAGGCCCCAGAGUCCGGGACCCCCUCCCCCAACGACGACGUGUUCCUGGGCCACAUCUCGCCCCCUCCGGGGCACGCCCCUCCCCCGCCCCCCUACAUGCCCCCCCAGCCCUCCAUCGAGGAGGCCAGGCAGCAGAUGCACUCCCUGCUGGACGAUGCCUUCGCCCUGGUCUCCCCCACCUCCCAGGGCAGCACGGCCGGCAUCACCCUGCCCGGGGUCAACUCCAACCCCCCCAGCUCCAGCCCCCCACCUCGUGGUGGAGCCCGCCCCUGGGGUACUACCUACCCAGCCCUCAGCCCUUUCUCCUCAAGAUACGCUGAGUUAGGAAUGUCCCCUCCUUCACUCCAAGGCUUACAACAGAGACAGGGCCUGGGCUUCAGCUACCCACCAGGUGACCCAGGACAUGUUGACCAGCUCCGCCCAGAGAGCCACUACUCCAACAGGGGCCUGUACACUGAAGACCUGCCCUCGUCUACCAGGCCACGGCCAGUAGGGGGCACCACAGGUAACCAGCUCAAUCACCUGAACCAGGUGGAUCUUGGGAGCCGGAUCAAGGGGGGGUACCCAUUGGGGGGCAGGGCACCUCCAGGUCAGACUGGAGGCUCAGGUUGGGCACCCUACUCUGACGGUGACUUCAGACCCACCAGAGACCCUGUUCUUCUGGGCUACCCUGACUCCUCCUCUAUGUUCCAGAUUCCUAGUAGGAGUGCCCUAAGGGAGCCCUCUGCCCACCUGGACAUCUACCCCCCCGAGGAGUCCUCUCCCCCCAACCACUCCUCAGCCUCCCUCAUCAAGGCCAUCAGGGAGGAGCUGCUGCGCCUCUCCCAGAAACAGCAAGCCGUGCCCAGUUACCACAGCUGAGACAGACGGCCUCCUCUGGUCCUCACUGAACCUCUACUGCUACAUCCACCAGUCAUACCGCUGCCCCUGCCUGCCUGCUCCAACCUAGCAAUGCUUCCCAUGGAAGUUCCUUUGUACAGGAGAGAGACAGUACUGCUGGGCUGCGUCAAGGUGGCUAUUGGCAAACUAGACCAAACUGAAUGAGAUGACAUCAUAUAUGCCACUAGUAGCCUAAGCAUAGAUGGGGUCAUUAUAUGAAUGACCUGUUCUCUAAGCUCUGGCUCUCUGACCCAGACUCCUGUCUCUGACCCAGACUGUCCUAUAGCAUACAGUGUACUACAGUAUAAGUGACCCUAGAGGUUUAAGGGAGAAGGUGUGAACUGAAUGGUUGGCCAUGACCACUGAUCCCUGCCCAGUUGUUUUUAAUUUGAGGUGUUGUUGCUUUUGUUCUUUUUAAACAGCAGUCUAGACUGUGUGUGUGUGAUGAUGAUGAUAAUAAGCAAUGUACUUUGAUAUUCUCUCUCAUGCUGCCUUGACAUCCUAACAAUAUUUUACAGUACAGUGGUCUUUCUCUAUCUGUAGAACAUCUUUCAUUUAGGCUCCAAACAUUGAUACCAUGUUACCUUUCACGGGUGAUGCUUCUUACCAUUACUAUACAGGUUUUGUUUUUGAAGAGGCUCUUCUCCUCCAUCUUCUGGUGCUUCUUUAAACGCUUUGUGUUUUCUGCCAUGAUAUUGAGGGGUGAUAUGCACACUCCGUGAAACCAGUAUUCCCAGGUGCAGGAUGAAGUUGUUCUACAUUGUUUUACGCCAUGAGCCACACAAUGCCUUGUGUUGUGACAGAGUGAGUCAGUUCAACUGUCUCAAUCUACUAUACAGCUAAAGUCAGAGUUCGGGGGGACAACACUAGACACAGAGAGCUGCAAUAAUUAUACUGCAGUUACUCCCAUACAUUUUUUUUUAUUUAACCAGGAAGGGCUCAUUAAGAUUUGAAAUCUCUUUUUCAAGAGCGUCCUGGCAAAGAUAAGCAGCACCAAGUCAUUACACCAUAACAGACAAACUACAAGUAAUCUAGUAAAAACCACAGGGAUAUAAUGAAAUCAUAAAACAACAAAGGCAUUCCAAGGCGAUGGCGCAGAGUACAUAAAAGCCCUUUUACCAAAUUCAGUUUGGACAUACGGAACAGUUAGCAGGAUAAAGUCCUGCGAACGAAGAGAGUACCCACCACAUUUCUGAAAAAUAAAAAUGCCCAAAUAAAAUGGUAAUAAACAUUACUUUACCAAUGCAACUACAUUGACUUUGUUGUCAACAUCUUCAGCACAAUGUCCACAUUUGACCUUAUAUAUCCAGGUUGUUGAGGAUGCUACCUUGUUAAGACUUUAAAUGCCAACAUAUGGUGAACUGAUAUGACAACAUUAUUUCUAUAGAUAUUACACUAAGAUCAUUUAUUGUGUAUAAUAAUUAAUUUGUGGCAUUUUAUAACGUUUUCUGACCUGCAAACAAAUCUAAAUGAUUGACAGUACCUUUACAUGCAGAUUGCAGUGCCUAUUCAAUUGUAUGAAUCUAACAGAUCCGGCAAUCUGAUCUAUUUAAUUCACUGUAUGCAAACUACUGGGUUGCACUUGGCUUUUCUCAGUGAAUAUCCUUCAGGCCACACCAACUGAAAUGUAAUUGAAAGAUUCAUAGGUCAAGUCAAUUAUGCAUUGUAUUGCUGAAGGAAAUGCAGUAUUUUCUCAGCUGAGAAACAGGGUCAGUGCUCACACGCGUUCAAUCUCCAGGUAUUCUUAAUCUAUUUCCUCCUUUUUUCAUGCACUAUUGACAUGUUCAGCUACGUGUACUGUGUUUUAAUUGUUCACAGUUUACUGCUCAGUCAAUCUGUCAACUUGAGAUGUUUUGUGCAUUUUAUGUUCUUUUUAUUCUUGAAUGGACUUGCCUCCGUGUUUUAUUUGCUCCAUAUGUCUUUGUUCAAUAUUUUUUUAAACAUUUUGUUCAGUAACGUUUUCAACAAACUCCACACACAUUGCUUUGCUGUGGGCAUUGAAGUGAUGUUUCAUUUCAAUAAAAUAAAAGAUAAAUUAUUGAUUUUA
Salvelinus sp. IW2-2015 is the source of this 7774-nucleotide messenger RNA. RefSeq names its product UPF0606 protein KIAA1549-like. Lineage: Eukaryota; Metazoa; Chordata; Actinopteri; Salmoniformes; Salmonidae. The record is from RefSeq and is a predicted model, not a curated record.